UAAAUGUCUGCAGAGAAAAAAAAAAUUAAAAAAAAAAAAAAAAAGAAAAACACCACGUUAACUUCGUUCAGUUGUCCACGACCUACUUAAUAAUGAUAAAAACUCACCAUAUAUAAAAAAAUUAUAUAAAAAACUAUAUAAAAACGCAUUCCGACGACAUUCGAUACGAUUCAUACGAGUAUUAAAGAAUAAAGGUAGCAUGGUUUGCGUCUCACCUUUAUACUUUCUUUCUCUGUAACUUUCUGAAUGAUAAAACAUGCAUAGAAUUGAUAAUCAAUAUAGGAAUCAAUUUCUUCUCAGUCCAUUGUCAUUCUUUGGACACAAUUCGGUCGUCCUUAAAAGCGUAGAUACACGUAUGUCGCUUCACACAUCGUUGAUGAUUUUUACUUUCACUGCAGAUAUUACGCCAGAUCUUGGUACUACUUGUGGGGGAAAAAUACAUUUUUAUCUUGUUUUACCUGUAUAAACGACUUCUCUCGAUGUAUGUAAUAGACUGACUUGGUUCUCAUUAAAAGACGGUACUAGUCACUAAAUCAACUUUGUUGUUUAAUUAAUAAAGUUUUAUAAGAAGAAAUGAAUUUAAUAAUUCGUUCGAUAAUAUUAUUGACGCUAUUCCUGAUAAUUAAUAAUGGUAAGAACGAAUUUGCUGAAGCAACUUUUAAUUUCAUAAGUGAUUUCAUACAAUACAAUAUAGCUGGUAUACCUGUUAUACACCAAGAAACUGAAUGGCAUUUUGAUCCGGAAAUUGGGAAAAAGAGAAGAGUCAGGUACGAAAUAGAAAAUGGUUACCGUGGUGAAAAAGCUAUAGCUAAAUUAGGUAUGGGAAUUGGAUAUUUACAGCCAUGGAAUACACUGGUUAAAAACAAAAACUAACUGAGCAACAUUAAAAGUCAAUUUUUUAUCCUACAAAUACCAAAUUUAGAUUUAAAAAAUUGUUCUCUAUAGUAAAUAAAUUAUUUGUUCAAA
Vespula pensylvanica (western yellowjacket) is the source of this 966-nucleotide messenger RNA. RefSeq lists its product as uncharacterized. Bases 574 to 873 code for a protein of 99 amino acids. NCBI's taxonomy places the organism in Eukaryota, Metazoa, Arthropoda, Insecta, Hymenoptera, Vespidae. The transcript is spliced from 3 exons. The record is from RefSeq and is a predicted model, not a curated record.